Messenger RNA from Plodia interpunctella (Indianmeal moth), 3772 nucleotides. It is a transcript of the gene AlaRS-m, whose product is annotated as Alanyl-tRNA synthetase, mitochondrial. Gene Ontology annotation, molecular function: nucleic acid binding; alanine-tRNA ligase activity; ATP binding. The transcript has 14 exons. Gene Ontology annotation, biological process: alanyl-tRNA aminoacylation. NCBI's taxonomy places the organism in Eukaryota, Metazoa, Arthropoda, Insecta, Lepidoptera, Pyralidae. Gene Ontology annotation, cellular component: cytoplasm; mitochondrion. The coding region runs from base 182 to 3169 and encodes 995 amino acids. The record is from RefSeq and is a predicted model, not a curated record.
CAUCGAAAUCGUUGACAAUAAUUCCAUUGCAAUGCAAAAAGUUACAAAAACAAAGUUGUUUGCUGUAUCAGACAUAAAUUAAUUCUAUACAGUAAAAGUUGCAUUUAAAAGCUGUCGCAGGUUGUAAUAUCUUUCGUUUUAACCGUUUCUGUAUAUAGAACUUCCCAUCAUAUAACCUAAAAUGUUUCGUCUACCGGUUAAGACACGGUUAUUUCAUCAUCAGAUGGGUAUUCGGACUAAAACCUCAAGUAGUGCUAUUCGGAGUACAUUUAUAGAAUAUUUUGUGGGACAACACGGUCACAAGCACGUUAAAUCCAGUCCCGUCAUCCCACUUUGUGACCCUACAGUGCCGUUUGUAAAUGCUGGAAUGCACCAGUUCAAAGGCGUGUUCCUAGGCACAGUGGAACCCCCAUGUUUCCGAGCAGUGAACUCCCAGAAGUGCAUCAGAGUGGGCGGCAAGCAUAAUGACUUAGAUGUGGUGGGAACAGAUGGUCAUCAUCAUACUUUCUUUGAAAUGCUGGGCAACUGGUCCUUUGGUGAUUAUUACAAGAAAGAGGCAUGUCAGAUGGCAUGGGACCUGUUGCUAGGUCCGUACAGAUUAAAGCCGGAGAACCUUCUGGUGACCUACUUUGCAGGUGACGUGGUCAUCGGUCUCACUGAGGACAGGGAGUGCAGGGAUAUUUGGAAACAAAUUGGUGUACCUCAAAGCCGGCUUAUAGCCAAAAAUGCUGCUGACAAUUUCUGGGAGAUGGGAGCCACGGGUCCGUGCGGUCCGUGCACUGAGAUACAUCACGUGAACACAGAUGGCUCGCUCACUGAGAUAUGGAAUAUUGUCUUUAUACAGUGUAACAGAGAAUCGGACACAAAAGUGAGCAGUCUCCGUCGGCAGCACGUGGACACCGGCAUGGGGCUGGAGCGGCUGGCGGCGCUGCUGCAGCGCGCGCCGACCAACUACGACACUGACCUCUUCCAGCCUAUCAUUCGGGCUAUUGAAUCGAACAGAAAGAGCGCAGCGCCGUACUCCGGGGGUUACGGCGCCGCAGCCGCGGCGGACGCGGCGUACCGGCGGCUGGCGGACCACGCGCGCAUGCUCAGCGUGUGUCUGGCCGACGGGGGCUUCCCUGCGUCCAGCCUGAACCUAAAACAAAUCAUGCGUAAAUCAUUCAAAAUAUCAACGGACAUAUUCCAAAACCCACACCUACCUUACCAUCUCUACGACCAAGUGGCCUCUACCCUUGGUUCCACAUACCCCGAGCUGAUCUCCAAGCAAAAAGAAGCCAAAUUGGUGAUCGAACACGAAGAACAUGCAUAUAAGAAGAUGAGAGCGGGCUUGGAGAAGAAGUGGAAGGAUCUGGUAAAGAGGUACCCGGAGAUUGAAGAACUGAAUGAUGUCGAAAUGAGCGGUUUCCACUUGGGCUACACUGAGCUUAAGGAGAAGAUGUCUAAACACAAAUCAACUACAAUACCAGGGGAAUUAGUCUUCAAAUUGUAUGACACUUACGGUUUUCAAGAAGAUCUUAUACAAAGAAUAGCUAAACUAAACAAUUUAGAUAUAGACAAAAAAGGAUUCUGGAAACUUCUCGCAGACCACAAAUCGAGGCACAAAACCGCUUUUAAAGAGCAAAGCUCGAAUAAGGGCAUUUUAUUUGACAGCGCUGUUAAAGAAAUGGUCAAAAGUGGGCACAAAUCAACUAAUGACCAACCGAAAUAUAGCUACGAGAUUAUUGAUAAUAAAAUUGUACAUAAACCCCUGAAAACUAGAUUAUUAGCCAUAUUAAAUGAAGACUGCGAGUGGAUAGACUUUUCUGAGCCAUGCGAAAAUAGGCUUUAUUAUUUCGUAACAAAAGAUACAAAUUUCUACUGCGAAGAAGGUGGACAAUCAGCCGAUAGUGGUGUCAUACGUGUAAAUGAAGAUAUGUGUAUGAAUGUAGAGACUGUUUUCAAAAUACGUGGCUUUGUUUUUCAUAAGGGUUAUUUUAAAAUGAAUAGAAAUACUGAUAACAAAUUGUAUGUGAAUAAUAAAAGUGCAGUUACAUUGGAAAUAGAUAGUGAGAAACGUUUGAAUAUGAUGAGAAAUCAUACGGCGGUUCAUUUAUUAAAUGCGGCUAUACGUAAAGUGCUGCCAAAUAGUGUUGUCUGUCCGGUUGGUUCGAGUGUGAAUGAUAAAGGGCUAUCUUUAAAUUUGAUGGUGUAUGGUGAGAAAUUAUCUCCGAAAGUAAUACUAGACGCACAAGACCUAAUUAGACAAUCUAUAAAAUCCAACGCGCCGCUUCAAACAAACAUAUUAGACAGCAUUCAGGUUCCCUUCGACUCAGUGGUAACGGUCCCCGGGGAAACUUACCCUGAGACUGGGCUCAGGUUGGUCACCGUCGAACCACCGCUUGUAUCCAAAGAGCUAUGCUGUGGCACCCACGUGCCGUCCACCGGCGCGGUGGGCGAGUUCUGUGUCGCGCUGGUGAAGUCUCCCGGCGGACAGGCGCCGGUCAUACACGCCCUGACGGGAGACAGCGCUAUCCAGGCUCGCGAACUAUUCUGCCGCGCCGAGAAACUGAACCAGGUGAUCGAUCUCGUGGACCCUGAGCGGAGGAGAGAAGAAGUCUCGUCCCUGAAGAGACAGCUGCAAGAGUUGUGUGGCACUAGUGGCGCCCCCUACGGAGAAUAUGCUCAAUGUCUCACCUUGUUGGACGGGCUUAUGAAGAAGAAGGUGAACACUGAUGAGCUGGCUUUGCAAGCCAUAGCAGACGAGGAGCUCCGGUCGGCGUUCUCGUCAGCGUCGGCGUCGGGGCGGCGCUUCGUGGUGCACUUCGUGCGCUGCUCCUACCUCAUGCAGCACUGCGGGCUCGCGCGCGCGCUGCACGCGGCGCCCGCGCGCGCGCCCGCGCUGCUGCUGGGCUGCGCGGGCGGCGUCGUCGUGGCCGCCGCCAGGGUGCCGAAGACGAUGGUGACGGCGUCGUUCACAGCGGACACGUGGCUGCGCUGCAUCCUGCCCGUGUUCAGCGCGGAUGUGGAGCCCUCAGACUGUCCGCACGAGUACGCCCAAAUGACUGCCACCAAGGUGAGCCUGAUCAACUGCGAACAGCUGGUGCAGGACGCGAUGCGCGUCGCGAUAAAGUUCGCGCAGGCGCACUCUGCGCAGCUCGGCCGAGCCGAGACGCGGCAGCGGAACUGAUCUUAUGUCUCUUUCUCGAGGCUCUCCGUUUCAUGUUAGCAGUUUUGUUCGGGAUUGUGACGCCGCGUACCACGUUUUCAGCGUAAAAAUUGACUAAGAUGCGUCGAUAACCUCUAAAAGCCGACUGGCAAAUAAUGGAAAAUUCUAGUAUUAGAGGCCAUGAUCCUCUUUAGUAGAUGAGCCAGCGAAGUAAAUUUUUUAAAGAUUUGGCUGUGAUUUUACAACCGGCCCCCUGUCUGACGUCAACACUUCUUGCGGAUGCUUUUGUUGCCUAUCAGAUGCCUAGUCUAUGUUUCUUAGUCGCCUCGCAUGAAAUCCACGGGCGGAUUUAGAGUGGUCCUAUUCUAGGACGGAACCACACGUACUUGUUGUAUAUGCGACUACGAUAGAUUUAAAAUAUCGUUUAGGAUAAAGUCGGGUGCAUAAUGUUUUAUAAUUACUCAUCAGAUUGGGAAAAUAACAGCGAAAUUUAUUUCUAGUCUUUUAUUAAGUUUCAAAAUUAAUCCAAUUUAAUCGAAAUAUUGAAUAAAACUCAACUAGUCUUCCUAUGUAUUGUAAGUAUUUAAUCUGCAGCUAUUUUUGUAAAUAAAUGUCCGAUUUAAA